Messenger RNA from Ectocarpus sp. CCAP 1310/34, 851 nucleotides. Lineage: Eukaryota; Phaeophyceae; Ectocarpales; Ectocarpaceae. The record is from the annotation of a GenBank genome assembly.
CCCACCGGUACCGGCAGCAGCAGCACGAGCUAUGGCGGCGGCAGCACCAGCUACAGCGGCAGCAGCACCAGCACCAGCUACGGCAGCAACACGAAUCGGUCGAACUAUUCCUCGUCGUCGUCGUCGUCCUCCUCCUCCCAGCGACGGGCAGGGAGCGGCGGCGGCGGAUCCGGCGGCCGAACUGCCGCCUCUUCGGGCGGUAGCAGUGAUGGUUCGAGGAGGACAAGCGCCUCGUCGUCGCCGCCUCCGCCUAAGGCGGCGGCCCCUCGACGACGACCGCCAGGCGGCAGGAGGCGUACCGAUGACCCGGACGUCGAGGCCGAGCUCGCCAGGAUGAAGCGCGACAUGGGGCUGACAUGAUGGAGCACGUUAUGAGAAGCCGAUGGCCCCUGGGCUAACUUCCGCUGGCCCGUGGUUAUCGUGCUUCUCAACAGCAAGUGUGCGAGGCAGGGGUGAUCCCCCAUCUGUUCUGUUCAUAACAUGUCACAAGUAAUGUGGAUUUGAAUUUUCCCGCAUGUAUGGUGAUUAGUUCAUACGGAGAGAGGAGAGAGAUCGAGAGAGAGAAGUGGUUGACUGGACAAUGGUCACAAGUGCAGCAAGGCGGUGGUAAUAGUUGGCAGUGGGCACGCCGCGUCCGUACGCUCCAUUGACUUUCGUGUGGCUACUGAUUGAGGGUUCGUGCCGCUGGUACCAUGGAUGGAAACCGACCACUCGUGAACGAAUGUUCGGUAAUGAUGACACCAGCAGUCAUGGCGUUCGAAGGGCUUGGGGCGGAGGGGCGGGGUGCGAAACUUGUGCUGGUGAAAUAGAAUAUCGAAACAUCCAGUCAGUGUAGUGAGGCCGAUUCCUCU